AUGGCAAGGGGAUUGAACUCUCACAGAAAGACUCUUAAGAAAGACCACAAACCAUUUAAAUCGAAGCAUGCUACAAAAGGUCAAUUAAAGAAUCAAUUUAAAGGAAAGGUUGAAAAAAAGUCAGGUACAAGCUUAGGAAACAAUGUCCCCAAACCAUUAAGUAAAACUGCGAGAAAAAAUCUUGCUAGACAGUUGAAGGAGAAUAAGAUCUUGGAGUCGAAACUAACCAAGAAGUUGUUUGAAGGAAAUUCAGGGGCUCAAAAGAUCAUUACAAUAAUAUGUUUAACAAAUGAUUUGUCACCAAUCCAAAUAGCUAACCAGUUAUUCAACCAAGAUGAAGACACUUGCACAGAAUUUCAGUACCCAGGAGUAGUAAACCUCAAUGUCAAGAAGAUGAGGUCAAACUUGAAAGUGAUAUUACCCAAUCAGAACAACAUUUUGCAUAUACUUGAUGCAGCAAAGAAUUCCGACUUUGUUGUAUUUGGAAUUUCAGCAACAAAGGAAAUUGAACCGGAACAUGGUGAAACCAUCUUGCGAACGCUAUUGGCACAAGGUAUAGGCUCUGUUAUUGGAGUCUUGCCAAAUCUUGUAACUGCAUACCCUAAAAGAAAUUUACAACUUGACGUUAAACAAUCUUUACAGUCAUUCUUCAAUCAUUUCUUCCCUGCUGAGGAUAAAUUGUAUUCAUUGGAACUGGCUUCCGAUAACGCAAACUGUUUGAGAUACAUAUGUCAGAAAUUUCCCAGUCUGGUUUCUUGGAGGGACUCGAGAGGGUGGGUUGUUGCUGACAAGGCUGAAUGCAGAGAUCAAUAUGAAGGUAUAAUAGUGGAAGGCACUUGUCGAGGUACUGGGUUUAAUGUAAAUAGACUAGUCCAUAUUCCUGGAUAUGGAGAUUUUCAAGUUGAAAAAAUUGAAAAAUUAAACAAAUUGAACGGAAAGCAUCGAAAUGAAAUGCAAAUUGAUGAGGAUAUUGAGGAAUCGUAUGAGCCUGAUGAAAGUCAAGAUACUUUGGAUGAGUUGAACCCAGAACCAAUUGAAGAAGUAGUGGAUGAGGAGAUGUGGGAUGAAUCAAACCCACAAGCGUCGUCAUUAGGGGUGCGAUCAGAGGGAAAAAUUUAUUUUAAUGAUGAUGAUGAUGACAAAGUGAAUAGUAAUGGUACUGGUGGUAAGAGAAUACCAAAGGGAACAUCUGAGUAUCAAAGUCGAUGGCUUGUUGAAGAUGUUUUGGACGAAGAUGCAUCUGAUUUGGAGGUCGAGGUAAAUGACGAAAACGAGGACGAGAACGCAAAGGGAGGAGUUUUCGAUGAAGCCAUUGAUCAAAAUGACCAAUUGACUGACGAUGCCAUAACAGAAUAUGCAGACUCUGAAAUGCAUAUUGACUUAUCGCCAGAAGAAGAAGAACGACAAUUGGAAGAAACUCGUCAAGCUGCAAAGGAUGAUUUGGAAUUUCCAGAUGAAAUUGAGUUACAACCGGGGGAAUCUGCAGUGGAGAAGUUGCUGUCAUAUAGAGGAGUCAAGUCCUUGGCUAAUUGCGACUGGAAAGUAGACGAACAAGAUGCUGAAAGACCAAGCAUAUGGAAUAGAUUAUUACGUGUAUCCAACUACAAAGCCACUAAAAACAGAGUCAACAAAGAAUUCUCUAAAACCAUUCAAAUCUACCCUGGUGAUCACAUAAGAUUAUAUAUAAAAGCUCCCAAAUUUGUACUCGAGAAUGUCAAUGUUAGUGUUAAGCCAUUUUGCAUUUAUGAAUUACUUCAACAUGAGCAUAAAUUAGCUGUUUUGAACUUUUCGUUUGAGAGCUGGGAAGAGUACGAAAAGCCUAUUUCAAACAAGGACACUAUGGUAGUUCAAUACGGUUUCCGUAGACAAGUCAUUAACCCCGUUUUCAGCCAAGCAUCCAACAACAAGAACAAUGUACACAAGCAAGAAAAUUUUCAUCAUCUAGGAAAUACCACAAUAGCAACAGCAAUUGCUCCGAUAUUUUUCACAAAUGCACCCGUAAUAUUUUUCAAACCAAGUGGAAGCGGGAAUAAUAACUUGAACUUGGAAUUGAUUGGUAAAGGAACAUACUUGGGAUGUGAUCAUACACGUAUAGUGGCCCAGCGUAUUGUGCUCACUGGUCACGCGGUAAAAAUCCAUAAGAAAGUGGUUACUGUACGCUAUAUGUUUUUCAAUCCUCGUGAUGUCAACUAUUUCAAAGCAGUUGGCUUAUUCACAAGAUCAGGAAGACUGGGAUUCAUUAAGGAAAGUUUGGGUACGCAUGGGUACUUUAAGGCAACUUUUGACGGCAGAUUAACUUCACAAGAUGUGAUUGCAAUGAGCUUAUACAAACGUACUUGGCCUGAGAUUUCUAAUUUAUACGAAGAGUAA
Molecule: messenger RNA, 2370 nt
Organism: Lodderomyces oxycetoniae
Lineage: Eukaryota; Fungi; Ascomycota; Pichiomycetes; Serinales; Debaryomycetaceae
Gene: TSR1
Product: Tsr1p
Exons: 1
Coding region: 1-2370 (789 amino acids)
Biological process (GO): maturation of SSU-rRNA from tricistronic rRNA transcript (SSU-rRNA, 5.8S rRNA, LSU-rRNA); endonucleolytic cleavage of tricistronic rRNA transcript (SSU-rRNA, 5.8S rRNA, LSU-rRNA); ribosome biogenesis
Cellular component (GO): nucleus; preribosome, small subunit precursor
Molecular function (GO): U3 snoRNA binding; GTP binding; GTPase activity
Source: RefSeq, a predicted model, not a curated record